Messenger RNA from Cryptomeria japonica (Japanese cedar), 1057 nucleotides. Its product is annotated as RING-H2 finger protein ATL2. The transcript has a single exon. Lineage: Eukaryota; Viridiplantae; Streptophyta; Pinopsida; Cupressales; Cupressaceae. The coding region runs from base 84 to 794 and encodes 236 amino acids. The record is from RefSeq and is a predicted model, not a curated record.
CACAAAAUACUAACACUUCCAAUCUCUGCAAAAUCUCUGUCGAAAUAAUAGCGCUUCCUGCAAUUUCAUCACAAUUUUACGAAAUGUUUGUCCCUGACGGGAAGAAUCUAGAUGCCAAUGUUUUCUCUGGCCCUUUAAACGACGAUUCAGAUUUCAAUUCUUUGGUUGGCCCUCCAAACAAUGAGGGGAGUGGGGAUAAUGAAUGGAACGAUUAUCUUCUAAUGGUGGGAGUACUGUCUCUUUGUAUGCUUAUUUCCAUCUUUGUUGUUUUCUAUUACGUAUACUUUCGCAUGGAUUCUCAUGCAGAGCACCGGCGGCGGCUGAGGCACCAGAUUUCGAGAGCUCGUGGGUUUUCUUUGAGAGGAGGAGAUGAGCACUUUUGUUCUCCGGCGACACAAGGUUUAUGCAGGGAAGUCGUAGAUGCCCUCCCGGUUUUUGUCUACAAGCCGGAAAAUUUCAAGGACGGAUUAAGCUGUACUGUUUGUCUGAGUGAGUUCGAGGAAAACGAAAAUGCCAGAUUACUGCCCAACUGUAAUCAUAGCUUUCAUGUGGAGUGUGUUAAUAUGUGGUUUUAUUCUCAUUCCACUUGCCCUCUUUGCAGAGCUAAUGUUGAAAAGCAGCCUGAUGAAUCUGUGCAGACUGGUAAUAGAGCAGUGGAGAUUUCAGUCAUGGAAGAAGAAGCGGGGAUAGAUCAAAAGGCAGUAGAAAGCAGUAGGAGUAGAGAAGAACAGGUGGAUUGUAUUAAUGGCGAGAGUAACAGUGUUAGUAUUGAUAUCCCACCUAGGGAAAAGUAGAAUUCUUUAUAUAUACCUAGUGUUUCUACAUGAUGGUAGUUGUUCAGGGGAAGCCAGGCAACAGACUAUAUAUCAUCGAGCACAUGUUCGACUCACUUUAGGGAAGGAAAUAAUGUACAUACGGUUUGGUUUCAGUUUUGUGUAGGCGAGAGAUAUCUGUAAGAUGUUGGAUAUCAUUUUACGAAGGUUGUGACGACCUUUUGAUUCCCUUUAAUGAAUCGGCAUAUAUUAAUUAAUAAGAGUCGAUUGAUUUGUAAGGUUUU